AAAAUUUUUUUUUAAUAUAAAUCGUAACAGUGGUACGACGUGUCCAUCAGUUUAUUCUGGUAGAAGUAGGUAAUCGAGCUAGGCUGAGGUUCCUCAAAGGGUCACUUCUCUGAGAUCUUUUUGCUGAACUUUCUGAGACAAACACAUUUUUGUAACUGAAGCAGUGGUGAAGCCAUUUCUCUUGGUCAUGUGACGCCGGUGGGAAUCCAGCCUGAUUUUACUGUAGAUGUCACGUACUGCAUGAACUAGUAGCCUGUGCUCGGUGCUGUAGUCUAACUAGAAUUAAAUUAUGAUGUUCAAGCCUCUGUGUUGUCACUUUGUUUCUUCCCUUACUGGAGGCGAUGCAGCUUUAAGGCGUCCUAGUUGCACACCUUGAUGUUUAUGCACAGUGAGUGAGCUGGAAACUGCUUGUGAUUACAGGUACUGGACUUAGAGCUGCAUACUUAUUCUCAGUAGUCAGAAGUACUGACUGUAAUGUACAAGAGUAUAUAAGGUUUCCUGCUGGCUGCUGAAGCAUCUAUGGGAGGCGGAGUCAAAUAUAGCAGUGACGGCAGGAUAAUUAUAGGCAGCAGCUGGUGGAGCGUAUUUAGGUGAGCAGCCCCCUUCUCCCUUCAGUGGAUGCCAUCGCUCCUUUCCAACAUCACCUUAUUCUACUCACACUGUCACACAUGCUUCCCCCUGUGGGGUUUUAUACUGCCCGUGUUAGUGAAGCAGCAGAAGCAGGUGCCCUGUGGUGCUGAGCCUUGAUGGUGCUGUGGUAGGUCGCCAAGAGUACAGAAGUCCAGUCUACUGGCCCAGACUUGGACUGCCUGGCCCCAGAAAAGCAAAGACGGUAGCGACGGCAGGUCUUAGCUUAGGAAUGUAUUCUGGAAACUGAGCUGUUCAUCUGGAGGCCAACAGUCCAAACCUGGAGGGGGGAUUAAGACAGAACAAGUGAAGAGGUGAUAGCUGAUAGACGGAUGAUGGAGCAGUAUAUGGGAGGGGGUUUCCACUGCUCUCCCAAAGAGGCCGAGGGAGUCACUUUACCCUCUGUAUUUUUAGCAGCAGAGAACAGUGAGGGCGUCUGGGAUCCAUGUUUCCAUUUUAAAAUUCUCUGACUGGUGGGACGUUUGUGGGUAGAUCAGUGUUUCUCAAAGCCUUCAGGAGUCAAACCUGUCUUCUUAAUGCCAGGUCUGACUCAGAGAAGCUUGCAUUAUUGUAUCUGCGCUGCCUGGUGACUUACUGCAGAAACAACCCCUUUAUUGUUCUUUGACUAAACACCAGUAAAACAGGUGUUUCUACCUCUCAGCUCUCCCUCUGUAUUUACCUCCGCUCUCUUUUUAGCCUCACAAUUCCCCCCCUCCACCCCCGUCUGUCUUCCAGCAGGGUGGAGUCUAUCGGUUGAUCUGACCAGUUUCAGGGUCAACCUCCAGUUGCAGAGGGUUGAUUCGGUCAUUCUGUCCCCCUCCAUUCUCUCCUUCUUCCAGAAGGGAUUUCUAUUCUUCAUUUCUUCUACUCACUUCCUUUGUUUGGAUCCUCGAACACCUCAGUCCUCACUCAUCCUUCUCAUUUCCAUGCUUUUGACCAUCACUAUUUUUUUCCAAAGAAUAAGAUUUCACUGCAAGGUUCAGCUGAUCCUGCCUCAGCCUGUCUUCUUCACCCACCCUCAUCCCUACUUCUCUUUGACAUUUGGAUUGCUGCGUCCCAACAGUCAGCCAACAAACCAGACGACUAACAGGCAAACCAAAGAGCAACUAUGACAGACAAGCCGGGCCUGCCGACCGGUUGUGGUGAUGACACGGGGAACAUCAUGGCGUUGCUGGAGCGUGUGGCAGGCCUCAUGGACAAUGUUCAAGCCACGCAGCAGCGUAUGGAGGAGCGUCAGCAGGAGCUGGAGAACACCGUGAAGACCAUCCAGGCCAACGUCGUCAAGCUGACCAGCGACCAUGCGGCCACCAGCUCCACCGUCGACCGGCUGCUGGAAAAGACCCGCAAGGGCCGCCACAUCAAGGAUGUCAGGGUCCGUGUGGAGAACCAGAACAUCAGGGUGAAGAAAGUGGAGGCCACGCAGGGAGACCUCCUGGCCAAGAACAAGUUCAGGGUGGUCAUUUAUCAGGGUGACCAGGAGGUGAGGGCCAUCACACCAGGCACUGAGCCAGCAGGAACCGGCAGUAGCAGCAGUGCCAGAGCUGAAGUGGAACCGGACAAGUUUGAGCUUCCUCCAGAGUCGGAUGAGGAAUACAUGGUGGUGGAGGAGGCCGAUUCAUCGACUGCCAGCCACGUGAAAAAGACGGGCCUGACACGCAUGGAGAGCUUCAAAGCCACUUUCUCCAAGGAAAACAUGAACAAGACCCGCGAGAACCUGGGCACCAAGGUCAACAAGUUCAGUGAGCGCAUUGUGACGGCCGAGAGGCGUGAGAAGAUCCGCCAGUCCGGAGAAAGGCUGAAGCAGUCUGGAGAAAGGCUGAAGGAGACCAUCACCAAGAGCGUCCCAGCCAAGCUCAACCUGAAGAAAGAGAGGACUGUAGCUGAGGGCCAGGAAGGGGCCGAGGGAGCUGUGCCCAUCCCUCCACCCAAAGGCCACAAGGGAUGCCCGGACACCGCCAAAGCAGCUGCUGACGAGGGCAAGGCGGAGGAGUCUGAGGUGCCGAUGUAUGACAUGAAGCAGCUAUCGUAAACCGGGAGACAUUGCCAAGAUCCGGGUCAUUUGCUUUGGACUUCUGAGACCACACAGCAAGGGAAGGAGACGUUUUAGGGUCAGAGCUGCAAGUGUGCAAAAAGCCAAGAUGAACAUUUGUCUGAACGUUGCUGAAGGAAGUGAGCAAAGACCAGGCUGUAGCGCGACUGAGCAUCAAGACACAACAACCACACAAGCUCCUGAAAUCAGUGACAUCACAUGUGCAGUUCUGUGUUUAUUGUAACAUCAGCAGGUAUAUAGUCUUUUUAGUUUUGAACAAACUGUGACCUUGGAAAAGAAAUGAACUGAGCUUCUCACAUCGCCACACUGCCGCAGUUCACCUGUUUCUGCAUGUUGAUGAGUGAGAUGCUGGAUGACGAAAUGUUCGGUUCUGUAACAUGGCAAUAAAGAGCUUUACACUCAGUGUAGGGGGUGGCUGUUUGUUCCCUGUGUACGUAUUGACACAGAGCCCAGACCAUUAACAUGAUGUAUGGCGAGAGGUGAAGCACACGUCUCUCAGCCGUUAUCCACUGAUCAACUAGUAACGCCUACAGAAUGGAGGAGUUCACCUUCAGAUGGUGCAUGGUGCCCUGUAUCAGCGAUACCCAGGGGAUGUGCAUGGUGCACUGUGUCAGCGAUACCCAGGGGAUGUGCAUGUGGCCAAGACCCCACAGUGGGAAACAUCUGCCUUACAGACAAUAACUGAUUGUUUUGUUUUUAAGGAAAUAAACUAAAGAGAAACUGAGAAUGCCCUAAGUACAGCUAUUUGUGGACAGGGCCUCAGUGUCCAGGCAGGGGUCAGACCGAGCUCCAGAAUCAUUUCACCAAGCCCCAAUAUCUUUAGAUUUUAGUUGUAAAUGCAGCACAAAAACUGGUUUUGCAUGUUCUGUUUAGCUGUGGCUCACUGUGUAACAUCGAUAAGGUGCAGUCGAGCUGAAAAUGAAGCCGUUUUCUUCUGAGGUUUGCUGAAACUGCACUGUGACAGAUUUUACAGUAUUCUUGGUGUUUUUAGCCUCUGUUAGCGACUGCAGUGAUAUUAGCUUAAGGUAGGUUUGUGUUUGUGAUGUGGACAAAACGUAGUAUUACCACUCGUUAUGAAGUACAGGGAGAGGAAAACCAGUACGUCUUUAUUUCAGUGUCAGAGAAUCUACUACAGCAACUUGUUUAAAAAAUACAACUGAAGGAACAGACUUGAUAUAAACAGAGAGGGGAUCUGAUAUCAAGGCUAAGUUUGGUCUAAGAUUUGUAUUGACUUAUACCUGUAAAUCUGUCGGAAUUCACACUGAUGCUAUAUAAAACUGUAAUAAAAGAAACCUUGAAAACAGAGUCUGCUCUUUGUCUUAAAAUAUUUCUAGUUCUAUACACGAACCCUUUGGAGUCACAUGAAUUUAUAAACUUGUCCAGAUAAAGUCAGAGCUUCAUUGAAGUGACAGUUAUGAGCCAACAACUAACGUUAAUGACACACAAAUCACUGUACUGUCCUGGUCCGUUAAUGAGCCCGGAGGUGUGGGUUCGAGCUGCUCUGACUUCUAACGAACCUCUAAUCAUUUUGAGUUCAUUAUUCACACGAGGUGAACCUCACAAAAACUUUCACUUCAGAGAAAAAUUCCAAAAACAUUUAAUUAGACAAUGUUUUUUGUUCUUAGACGUUAUGAAGUUAUUCUCUCAUCUAUCAUCAGCCGUGUUUGAUUUUCAGGGCCACAGACUCCAUUAAGUCUCUACUAGUUGAUUGUUUAAAGUGAAACCACAGGAAAGAAGAGGCUCCAUCUAAAGCCUAUAGCAGGGAUGGGACUUGUCUUUUACCUUAAAAGUUACUAUCUGAGCCUGUAAACGCUGCUGGACCCCAGCUGCUCUGAUUCUUCCUACUCAGGUUCACUUGCAGUCACAGAGCAGCACGGUGCUUCUCAGAGUCCAGUGCUCCGCCGCCUGCACGCUCCUCAGCCGCAGAGAGAAGAUGAAGUUCAGGUCG
Monopterus albus (swamp eel) is the source of this 4625-nucleotide messenger RNA. It is a transcript of the gene cavin4b, whose product is annotated as caveolae associated protein 4b. Gene Ontology annotation, cellular component: caveola; cytoplasm. Bases 1736 to 2656 code for a protein of 306 amino acids. The transcript is spliced from 2 exons. Gene Ontology annotation, biological process: regulation of gene expression. Lineage: Eukaryota; Metazoa; Chordata; Actinopteri; Synbranchiformes; Synbranchidae. The record is from RefSeq and is a predicted model, not a curated record.